UAUCAGUACUGCAGCACUUCGCACGUGGACCCUAAACUCUCGGGGCUAGCAGAAUUCAAUGAAAAAAAGCUUUGCUCCAAUUGUUGUCAAAUGUGACAAAUAAUUUACAUUUAAAACUGUGAUUCAAAAUGGAGGAUAGUGUUGAAUGCCCUCUUUGUGCCCAAUCUUUCUCUAAAACGAAUAUUCAAACCCAUGCUAGCACCUGCGGGAUGGAAUCGAAGAAACCUUUGAAAAGAACACUUUCUGAUAUAUUCGGACAUACAACAAAGAAAGAUCAGACCAAGAAGCCUCGAUUGGACGAACCUGCGAAAGAGGUGUUUUGUCCUAGCCCCGGAUUAAAACCCAAAUCUUCCAUGAAUCCUGCUCCUCUGGCAGAGAGAAUGCGACCUCAGGAUUUGUCAACUUAUAUCGGACAGGAGAGCGUUGUUGGAGCUAGUUCUCAGCUCCGGAAGCUAUUAGAGGCUGAAACUAUUCCUAGCUUAGUACUCUGGGGACCACCUGGAUGCGGGAAAACUAGUCUAGCAAACGUUAUCGCGAACAAGGUUAAAGGGAAAUGCAAGUUUGUUAAGAUGUCUGCCUGCACAUGUGGAGUAAAUGAAGUUCGUGAAGUAGUGAAGCAGGCAAAGAACGAGCAGGCGAUGUUUAAACGGAAUACAAUUUUAUUCAUGGACGAGGUCCACAGGUUCAACAAGGCACAGCAGGAUACUUUCCUUCCUCAUAUUGAAUCAGGUGUGAUAACCUUUAUUGGAGCUACAACAGAGAAUCCAUCGUUCAGUCUGAACUCCGCUCUUCUCUCUAGAUGUAGAAUCAUUGUGUUAGAAAAGUUGUCGCCUGAGUCCCUGAGACAGAUCCUAGAACGAGCCCUGGGCGAAAAUAAUAUCAAGGUGGUGGAGAAAUUGGACAAGGACCGGAACAGUAUAUCUGAUGAAUCCAUAACCUACCUCACCAACAUUGUAGAUGGGGAUGCAAGGUCAGCUCUGAAUACCCUGCAGUUGUUGAUAAAUAGUAGAGAGGCCAACUCGCACAUUGAUCUGGAACAAGUUAAGGAGGCUGCUAAAAGGUCUCAUGUAUUGUAUGACCGGAAGGGGGAUGAGCACUUUUUUAUGGCUUCUGCUCUGCAAAAGUCGAUACGAGGUUCUGAUGAUAAUGCUGCUCUGUACUGGUUUGGACGGAUGAUAAAAGGAGGAGAGGAUCCAACCUUCAUUGCUAGAAGACUGGUCAGGAUUGCUAGUGAAGAUGUAGGAUUGGGAGAUCCUUCGGCACUUCCUCUAGCUGUAGCAGCUUUCCAGGGAACUCAAUUGAUUGGGAAACCGGAGUGUGACGUUCUUCUUGCGCAUGCUACAGUUCAUCUUGCAAGAGCUAAGAAGAGUCAUGAGAUAUACAACGCACUGAAUGCCGUUUAUUCUAACAUUGAUCAGGGUGUUCUUCCACCCGUGCCUCUACACCUGAGGAACUCGACCUCUAGGGCCACGACGGAGCUGGGCUGGGGGAAGGGAUAUUCUGCCAACCUUGAGAAGGUUCAGAGCAUCUCCUACCUACCGGAGGAGCUCAAGGGGGUUAAUUUCUUCAAUGAGAAAAAUGGAGAUUAAAGGGAUUGACGAGUAAACGUUAUUUUUAUGCGACUAUUAAUAUGUGCCUUUUUUUGCGUUACAUUCGAUUUAUUUUUACAGUGAAAUUACAAUAAUUUUCAUAAGUCUUUUAGAUAAAAACAGUGACAAAUGCCGUCUUGUUUGAUGAAGGUCGUUGCAGUAAAUAUUUUGACUAAAAAUGCCCGCGACUAGGAUUUUGGAGGGCGAACUGUGAAAGUGCUUAUAAUGGUAGAAGAGACAACAGGAGGAGUUAAAGCUCUCAGUUAAAUCAAUAAUUGUGUCAUUACAUUGCUCAACCUCUACCGCCUGCCCUUGUCUAUCGAUUUCUACGAUACACCUCUUAAAAUCCUCCAGGAAUUUUAAGAUAAUUCCAUCUUUCAAAAGAGGUCCGCUCAACCUGCAGAUGAGACACUGCAUACACGCAGCGCUGUCCUGCUUCAGGUUGACCUUAUCUUUGAACGGUAAAAGAUGAAUCAAGGACUUCAGAUCAACUGCUUCAAUAUGGAGGCACUUUGCCGUUUUAAAAGGGUCUCUAGCCUCUUCAUCUAGAUAGGACACUUCAGGGUUAAUCGUACUGUAGAGGAUAUAGUCAAAUCUUCAUCACUGGAAUUUGAUUGUCUAGUAUAAAAGUCCAAAGUCCUAGUAUCCUCUGGUAACUUCACUUUCAUGUAAAAUAACAUGGUUAAGUACUUUCCUUCCACUCCACAGUCCACACAAGUAACAAGUUUCAACUCCAUUAAUAUAUGUUCAUUCUCCAUCUACAACGGUUUCUUUAAAAUUUUGAACAAAUUAACAAUAGAGACAGAAAUCGUAUUUAUUUAAUUUUAUUGUCUCUACAGUGCAAAUCCGCGCGUCAUUGACAGAGAACCCACAAUUGAAAAUAAUCAAAUAAUCUCAUUUUUUUAAAUAGUACCGUUGUGAGUUGGGUCUUGCCACUAUAUAAAUGUUAGUCAACUUAAAAUCAUGGUUACAGUUUCUCUAAUAUUGUGACUGAUCUUCUUCAAUAUCUCCUAUUAAGACGGACAAUGUUUAAUAUUUUUAUAUAUUAUUUUUUAAGUGUAAAAGUUGACAUUUUGUUAUC
Molecule: messenger RNA, 2670 nt
Organism: Eurytemora carolleeae
Lineage: Eukaryota; Metazoa; Arthropoda; Copepoda; Calanoida; Temoridae
Product: ATPase WRNIP1
Exons: 14
Coding region: 129-1589 (486 amino acids)
Biological process (GO): DNA-templated DNA replication; regulation of DNA repair
Cellular component (GO): nucleus
Molecular function (GO): enzyme activator activity; DNA binding; single-stranded DNA helicase activity
Source: RefSeq, a predicted model, not a curated record